AUGUUAUCCACACACAAGCUCAAACUUACCUCUGUACCAUGUACAUGCCGCUGCACAUAUGCUACGUCUGCAAAUGAAUUUAUCAAUCAUCAUAAGCGUCUUGAUCUACAUGAUUGGCCUGCAUCGAAAAACCCCACACCAUAUGAAGUGUUUGGAUUAUCGUCAAAGGACAUUGGCAUGUCACGUAUUGAGUUAAAUAAAAUAUUGAAACUAAGAUAUGUAAAGUUGGUCAAGAUCUAUCAUCCGGAUACGUCAUUAGACUUGACAGAUAAUUAUGGAAAAGCACUUAGCAAUGACCAAAAGAGGAAAAGGUUUGACUUGAUUCAAGAAUCGUAUGAUAUUCUACGUGAUGCCAGGAGGAGAGUAGCAUACAAUCGAUUCAAGACUACUUCAUGGGAACAGCAAGGUCCAUAUAACCCAAGCAGUGAGCUGUUUUCAAAGGAAAGUUUUGAAGCGUAUCGAAGGGCAAACGCACAUCGUGCUAGGUACGAUUUCACCAAAGAUGAAGCAUUUUGGCUGGCAGGGACAUGGAACGACUAUUACCAAAUGAAGUAUCAAAGGCCCCCACCAACAAAAGAGGAAUUGGAAAAAAACAAAUACAAGAUCUUGUUUGGAGUAUUAGCUGUAGGAGCUUUAGCGUUUGGUUUGCAAAUUAUGAAUGCUAUUGAACGAACAAAUCAAUACUUAGUAGAGACACACAAAAUGAACUUGAAAUCUAUGAGAGAUUUGAAUCAAAGCUAUGAAGGGGAUGGCUCAUAUUCAGAGGCUGACAAUGUGCGAAAGUUUUUGAUUGGUCGAAGAACAACAAUGCGGCUGAAAAAGGACGAUUUUGGAGAGGAGGACCCUAGUGAUAAUGAGUUGUUGUACAAGUAUGCUAAAGGCAGGGUCAACAAGUGGGAUCGACAAGAACAAGAGUGGAAUCAAAGACGUCAAAACAGUUCCGAUUUGGAGCUCAACUAA
Molecule: messenger RNA, 960 nt
Organism: Lodderomyces orthopsilosis Co 90-125
Lineage: Eukaryota; Fungi; Ascomycota; Pichiomycetes; Serinales; Debaryomycetaceae
Exons: 1
Coding region: 1-960 (319 amino acids)
Source: RefSeq, a predicted model, not a curated record